CUCUACCUCGCUCUCCCGGCCCCGGCGUGACGCAGUCUAGCUGACCUUCAUCCCCCAUCCCCUCCUUCCCUCUCCGUCUCCUCGUGCGCGGCGUGGGCCAGCGGGACAGGACAGCCAUGGAGGACACCCUCACCUGCAGCCACUCGUCCGCCUUCUCCCAGGUGUUUGGACGCCAGGGACAGCUCAUGCAGGCCACGGUCCAGUCUUUGAACAGCCUAAAUGACCAGAUUGCCCACUUCAUGGUGAACCGACCCAGUGCUCUGGCCAACGAGGUGGACGCUUUCCAUCCUGGUGAGAGGGACACCUUGAGGAAGUCCAUGGCCCUGAUGAGGCACCUGCUCAUGGACGCACAGGGGAAAAUCCUUAAAAUGAUGGAGGACAACAAGCAGCUGGCUCAGAGGAUAGAUGGCGCCAUCCAGUCUGCCAGUCAGGAGGUGACCAACCUGCGCUCUGAGCUCUCUGCCACCAGCCGAAGACUGGCCGAGCUGGGAGCCACAAGCCCGCCUGCCCUGGAGAACCACAAACACAACCACCACGGGGACAGCCUGCGCUACCGCGAGCCGGCGCUUCACCACAGACAGAAGCUGACAGGCAUGUGUUACCAGACAGAGAUCUCCAGCCUGAUGGACUUCAGCACUCCUGACUCCUCCCUUGACAAAGUGUUGCUGCGUGAGGAGGUGUGUCAGCUGCAGGAGGAGGUGCAUCUGCUGCGUCAGAUGAAGGACAUGCUGACGAAGGACCUGGAGGAGAGCAGCCAGGGUUCGUGCUCGGCCGCGCUGCUAUCCGCCACGCAGCUCCGGGUGCAGCUGGGCGACCGGGAGCAGGAGCUGGACCGGGCCAAGGAGGCCUUGCAAGCCAUGAAGGAGGACCGUAAGCGUCUGAAGGUGGAGAAGUCAGACCUGGUGAACCAGAUGCAGCAGCUUUACACCACCCUGGAGAGCAGGGAGGAGCAACUACGAGACUUCAUACGCAACUACGACCAGCAUCGGAAGGAGAGCGAGGACGCAGUGAAAGCCCUGGCCAAAGAGAAGGACCUGCUGGAGAGGGAGAAGUGGGACCUGAGGAGGCAGAGCAAGGAGGCUAUGGAGCAGGCCAACCUGCUGCGCUCCCACAUGGACACCAAGGAGAACCGCAUCAAGGAGCUGGAAGCCGAGCUCACCAUGGCCAAGCAGUCUCUGGCCACGCUCACCAAGGACGUGCCCAAGCGCCACUCCGUGGCCAUGCCCAACGCAGCCGAGCCUGUGGUGAACGGCAGCCAGGAGUGGGUGAUGCAGGCCGACCUGCCCCUCACGGCUGCCAUACGCCAGAGCCAGCAGACCCUCUACCACGGACACACGUCCGACAGGCAGGCUGUGGUUAGGGUGAGUCCCUGUCACUCCCGCCAGCCCUCUAUCAUCUCGGACGCCUCGGCGGCGGACGGCGACCGCUCGUCCACCCCCAGCGACAUCAACUCCCCCCGCCACCGGACCCACUCCCUCUGCAAUUCCAUGGAGGAGUUGGACGACCAGAAGCGUAAGAAGAAGAAAGAGAAGCUGACUCUGGGCUCGCUCUCGCGGGUUUUUGGUCGAGGGAAGCAACGCAAGUCCAUGGACCCGGGCCUGUUUGAUGGUACACCCACCCCCGACUAUUAUAUAGAGGAGGACGCUGACUGGUGAUGGGGCUGUGUGGUAGACCUCUUUGUGUGCGUGCGUGUGUGUGUGCGUGUGUGCGUGUGUGUGUGUGUGUAUGGAUAAGUAAGCCUGGCACAAAUAUUAUUCAAAAUCAUUUCUAAACCUUUGAAGUGUGUUUAUCGAGUGAAGGGCGGGAUGGGUCAAAUAGUUCCAAACAAGCCCAUAUAAGUAUAGUUCAAUGAUUGGAAAUAAUUUCAAUAAUACUUGACCCAGGUUUGAUGUGUGUGUUGCCAUGCGUGCCCUAAAGUCAAGCCUGACAGAGAACUGCUUGCUCCCUGUAUAUUGCCCUCAAAAUGUAUGUAUGUAAAUGAGAUAUAUAUUUAUAGAUGUACAUGUAUGCAUAUUUAUAUAUGUUUACAUGCUUAUAAAUAUAUACAUGGAUUGUUUUGUGUGGAUAUGUUUAUGCUGUGUUAUCCUCUCUGUGUCUGAUUAGUAUGUUUCAUUUUUACAACUGGACACUUGAAGGACUGCCGUGCAUAUGUAGAUAGGAAUCGACGUGCACCUCGUAUUUGACAGUUGCUUUGACAUUCCUUUGGCCUUUUUUUUUAACCCCAAUUCUGAGUCAGAUUCAGGCUUGUUAUGAAGGGAGGGUUAACAUGGAGAACACCCUACAGGUGGUACAAGUACUUUCCUGGGUGGUGGUUGGAUAAUGAUGAGGCUACUUCUAGAGUAUGUAUGCGGUUUUGCUUGUUCUCCAGAGUUAACCUAUUACUGGCUUGCCAACAUAUCCAAGCUUCUGUUUCACAAUGUUCUUUCUCACAAUGGAAGCAAACAAAGACAAGUUUUGACGUUGUUCUACAAGAACCUCUUUGAAGCUGCUGCUCGAAAGCUAAAUCCAGUUUGAACCAGUCAACCAGAGUCCGGUGUCUGAUUAGACUGUGAUGACGCUCAGGCCUUGGAACAUCACUUUAGGUUUCCAGGUCAACGCUGUCAGCUGUGCCAAAGUGAAGCGUAGGAAUGUGCACUGAAACCCCCCCUGGUCUCUCCUGAUCACUUGUAGAGUCGUUGUACAACCAUUCAGCCCGUAGUUAGCAGGGUCAUUAACACUGUCAAACACCUGUGUUUCCUCAUUUUCCUCAUACCUUCCUCACCCCCCCCCCCCCCCCCCCCACCUGCGUACCUACCCACGCAUUCUAAUUUAUGGUUUUCUUGCAUUCUAAAUGCAAGGCGCUCUUCUUUUUCGUCGUUUUUGUUUCGUGUUCUUACGAAAACAACCUUCCCGUGUUUUUUAACAUUUGUGUCUCAGAUUGUUUUCUUCAAAAUGUUUUGUAAUUAAGGAUAUGUGGCAUAAAAGAGUAAAUCUAUUAAAGUAUUUUAUUUAAAGAACGACAAGUGACUGAGGGAAAGAUGGACUGUCCUCAGCUUUGACCGGCAGAAAGUUUUUAUCAUAUUCAAUAUGAAAGCAAUUCAAAUGAAACAUUAUUUUAAAAUAAAAAUCAGCAACAACUAAA
Messenger RNA from Hypomesus transpacificus, 3121 nucleotides. It is a transcript of the gene kaznb, whose product is annotated as kazrin, periplakin interacting protein b. The transcript has 10 exons. The record is from RefSeq and is a predicted model, not a curated record. NCBI's taxonomy places the organism in Eukaryota, Metazoa, Chordata, Actinopteri, Osmeriformes, Osmeridae. Bases 117 to 1655 code for a protein of 512 amino acids.